GCUUCUGCUGUGCCUUCCUAGAGCUACCAGCUCGGGGAAGUCCCGGCUGCUGCGGGACUCCACCGAUACCCUUUCCCUUCCAGGAGCAGCCUGCAGCUGACCUGAGUUCACUGUGGUAAGAGCCCUCUCCUCUCCCCAGCCCUGCAGCAUGUUUGGUGGCGACAGCACGAGCAGAUGAGCCCGUGCUAUUUGCUCUCACUUGCACAGCGCCCAGAGCUCGUGUCUUCUGCUCCUGUCCGGGCCUUGUGCUAAACCUGGAGGGGGAAGGAAGCGCUUGUAAACCAGGGAAAGAAAAGGGGCUGGAGCAUCACUGUUUGUGCUGCUCCUGGCCUUGGAGGCUCCGCGCAUUGCUGGGCAGAGAUCUGACAAGGUCCGAUUUCCUGAUGACUGCAGGAACGCACCUGAUUUGUGGAAAGGACAAGCUGAAGAGAUGCAGCAGCUGAGGGAUGAGGUGACACGUCUGGCUGCAGAAAUCCGCUCUAUAAACAAGGAAGUUCAGCAAAUGAGAGAGGCAAUAUCUGAGCCCGUGGAGGUGCCUGACUGGGCUCUCAAAAGCACAGGGACUGCCAUCGACCUGCAGAGAUCAUCCAGCACCUCUGCAUGGCUCAGAAGGGUGUUUUGGUCCCUGUUUAGCCAACCCUUUGAGGAUACCUUUGUGCAGCCUGAUGCUUCCCCAGGGUACUGCUGGCCUAUGCAACAGACUCAGAGCGAAGUGCUAAUCCGACUGCCCACAGAAAUACAACCAACGGCCAUCACCUUACAGUGCUGCUCAGAGAUAGCCACUCCACUGGUGACUGUCAGUAGCGCACCCAAGGAUUUCACUGUCUCUGGACUGGAUGAGGCAGGCCAUGGUGAAACUCUGCUGGGGUCUUUCCUCUACAGCGUGCAGAAAGGGCCAACUCAGACCUUCCCUCUGCAGAAUGGCAUCCCCAGAGCCUUUCGACUUCUCAAACUCGGCAUACAGAACAACUGGGGUAAACCAACAAACACCUGCCUUUAUCGAGUGCAGGUGCAUGGGAAGAUGGUGGAGACAAAUGUGAUUGGAAAGACUCAUGUGGAGACCUUCCCUCGAUAAGAAUUAAAGAGGAAAAUGGAGGAACA
Molecule: messenger RNA, 1101 nt
Organism: Pezoporus flaviventris
Lineage: Eukaryota; Metazoa; Chordata; Aves; Psittaciformes; Psittacidae
Product: sperm-associated antigen 4 protein-like
Exons: 6
Coding region: 431-1075 (214 amino acids)
Biological process (GO): nuclear envelope organization
Cellular component (GO): nuclear envelope; meiotic nuclear membrane microtubule tethering complex
Molecular function (GO): protein-membrane adaptor activity
Source: RefSeq, a predicted model, not a curated record